Messenger RNA from Lytechinus variegatus (green sea urchin), 2498 nucleotides. RefSeq names its product dual specificity protein phosphatase 14-like. Gene Ontology annotation, biological process: protein dephosphorylation. Gene Ontology annotation, molecular function: MAP kinase tyrosine/serine/threonine phosphatase activity. Bases 394 to 942 code for a protein of 182 amino acids. The record is from RefSeq and is a predicted model, not a curated record. Lineage: Eukaryota; Metazoa; Echinodermata; Echinoidea; Temnopleuroida; Toxopneustidae. The transcript is spliced from 2 exons.
GGGCCCCGCGAUUUCCUACUACUGUCGAUCCAGCUUUAAUUGUGUCUGCACUAAAUACUGCGCAACCGUCGAUGUGAUUGAACUUUUUUGACGCCUGAUGCUGACGUUACUUUGAUGAUCAGAUGAACUCCAGGACUGGUAACAUACCUAGUAGGUGUUGAAGUAAAUUCUCACGAUAAAUAAACUUUUUUAGAUUUGGCUCCAUGAUGGAUGUCAAAAUGGAGAGGUGCUGAUUCGAAAUGCACAUUAUCAUCGGUCUCUAGGAGUUGCCCACUGUGUGAAGAAAUCAGUUGGGUUAAACAGUUUACAAGUAGGACUGAACUGAAGGUGUACAGAUCAAUACUGGUUAGAUUUAGAAAGCUUAAUAAGUGAAGAAACAGUGGAAGUGCCAUCAUGGCAUCUGCUGGACAUGCACACUUCCAUGUCAUUAAUGAGAUAACCAAUAGCCUAUUCCUGACAAGUGCAUAUGGUGUCAGUAGCCCAACAGCUCUUCGCACCAAAGGAAUAACAUGCAUCAUCAACAUCUCGCUGUCGUUUCAAACCCCUACGCCCAAACUGCGCGACAUUGAGUUUGUCCGGAUUGCCGUGGACGACAUCCCCACGGCGCAGUUGGGCGUGCACUUUGACCGGAUCGCCGACAAGAUUUACAGUGUGAAGAAAAGCGGCGGGAAAACCGUCGUUCAUUGCUACGCUGGCCGCAGUCGAUCGGCAUCGUCCGUGAUGGCGUAUCUCAUGAAAUAUGAGCACAUGACUCUCAAACAGGCCCACAACCACGUGAAAUCGCGUCGUCCGGUCAUACGCCCGAAUCCAGGAUUCUGGAAGCAGUUGAUCACGUAUGAGCAUCGACUUUAUGGUAAGAACAGUGUGAAGAUGAUGUAUACCCAUGCUGGUGCCAUCCCGGAUGUUUAUGCGCAAGAGCUGAAAAAUUUUGUGCAUUUGUGAGCAGGGUUCACACAGUCACUGAAGUGAUGAUAUCGUAUUCAAUUAUUGCUACAUGUACAUACAGAAAGGAAUGCAUAAUAUGCUGUAUUCAAGAAUGGAUAUAUUUGAAAUGUUGAUUGCAUUUGCGAAUGAGACUUAAUUCUUGACUUUGAGCUUACUGUAUGUGAACGAAACAUCAUGUUCAAAACAUUGUAAGUGUAAUGUAGGAUGAUAAAAUGCAUACAUGUACCUCUGAGGGCCACACCUGUAAACUGGAGCUGAAAAGAAAACUAAUUCUGUUAUUGAGAUCUGUUCAUAAGAGGACUUGUCCUAUAUAUUUGCGGUCAAGUGUGAAUUGAUCAUCGUGCAGUUUCAGUUUGGAGUGAUGCAUUGGGCCACAUAUUCCCAUGGAGCUCAAAUUUUAUGCGUUUGAAACUGGAAGUGAGCAAUUGUUGAUCACUGAGUGAUUUUGUGAGGUAUAUACAGAUGAUGAUUGCAAUAUUAGACAUUUUUUGUGCAAGCAAUUGUAUUGAUGUCACUGAAUGCUAUUUACCCUGUAUAGGUGUGUCACUGUAUCUUUGAGGAUUACUUCGAUGUAGAUUUCAAAUUCUCCAUGGCGAUUUCCUGAUUUUCACACCACUGGAUGUUUGGUCCUAGGUCCACACACACAUCUGUUGUGUAUAAAACUGUGUAUAACUUAAUACAGUUACAGGUAGCUUUAUAAAACAGUGCUUACCCCUGUUCAUGUACGUGAAUAUUCAGUGAAGUACAUGUAAUUGAAAUAUUGCUGAAUAGAAUUUGUUGUAAAUGGACAUAGUGUUCUGUUAAAUUGAUCUUCAUCCAAGGCUUAGAAAUUUUGACAAGGCAGAUGGAAUAUUUUAAAAGUAAUUUUUAUUUAGUUUCGUUUUGAUUGUGCAUAUCUAUGCAUGAUUAUUAUCAUUUUUGUAUGAUCAGAAUUUCCACAGCAGCCUAUUGAGUGAUGUGUGCCUGUGUGUGACCUCCAAAGGAAUACCAUAAACUUGCCUCCCGUAAACACAAAGGUUAAUGAAUAAUCAUACACUUAAUGUUCAUGAUUGAUUCUACAUUGUAGUCAAUGCAAAUAUGCAAUCAAUGGUAGAAAAUGUUUCUACGAUCAUUGCUAUAAAGCUUUGUGUUUGGGCCCCAGGGCUCAAAUUAAUUAUGACCUUAGAAUGGCCUUGAUGGCCAUGUACAUAAUUUGUAGACUUAGGCCAAAGUUAGCUCCUUUUUGACUGAGGCCUUGAUGCCCUUUGAGCUGUGGUAAUCCAGAUAUUAAGUACAUUUAUUGGUUUCCUUUUUUUGAUGACCGUGGAUGCCUGUAAAGUGUGCAUCACCUUCCCUUUCCUUAUUAAAAGUGCCCUAUUUAGAUAAUGGCCAUGUUCAUUUUAUAUCAUAAACCUACACAUGUAGAAGAAUUCCCAGUAUACAUGUAUGCAUUGGAAUCUAUUAUAUUAUUUGUCUUUUAAAAAAUACGGCACCUGAAGUGACAAAAUGCCAUGGUUCUAUAGAAUUCAAUAUUGGGUGGUUGUUUAUGGGGGGGGGGGCAUGGUUGAAUUGUG